Molecule: messenger RNA, 291 nt
Organism: Suillus paluster
Lineage: Eukaryota; Fungi; Basidiomycota; Agaricomycetes; Boletales; Suillaceae
Exons: 3
Coding region: 1-291 (96 amino acids)
Source: RefSeq, a predicted model, not a curated record
AUGGCGUGGACAUUCGCUGGGCUGUUAAGUGUUUUUGGUUUCAAUGGCGCUUUCAUCAUUGUGGAUCAGCAAAGCAGAGGACAACCCAUGUUCCAUGUCAUCCCUUGCACAAUCUUGAAAGGGAUGGAGACGCAGGAAGAAGGGCCUCACCUGCAAUCAGUCCUCAUGGUCUCAGAACAACUGUAUGGCACAACAGCCAUCGCCAACAAUCUUGUUGACCUCAUUGCGCAUGACUGGGCCGUGCACACCAUUUACACCAAGAAUGUUGAGUUGGCUGAGAGAAUCACUUGA